CAGGUCCAGGAGGUGGUGGAUUUCGAGAAGUUGGAUGAUUAUGCUGCAGCCUUCCAGGGACAUGACGUGGGGUUCUGUUGCCUGGGGACUACAAAAGCCAAAUCCGGAGAGGCUGGCUUUAUCCGGGUGGAUCACGACUACGUGGUGAAGUCUGCACAGCUGGCGAAGUCGGGGGGCUGCAACACACUUCAAUCUGGAAUCUUCCAAGGGAGCCAACAAACAGAGCAGCUUCCUCUACAUCCGAGUGAAGGGAGAAGUCGAAGCUGAAAUAGAAGAAAUGGGAUUUGAUCGAUACACCAUCUUCAGGCCAGCCGUCCUCCUUUGUGACCGACAAGAGUCUCGCCCAGCCGAGUGGUUCAUCAGGAAGAUGAUGGCCCCCAUAUCCUACAUGUUCCCUACGGCCUACUCCGUGCCCAUCACCACCCUGGUGAAAGCCAUGCUGAAUAACGCCGCCAUCCCGAGCGAUAAGAAGGUGGAGCUGCUGGAAAACAAAGCCAUUCACAACCUGGGGAAACUGGGGCGAGGGCAAGGGCUA
Messenger RNA from Staurois parvus, 535 nucleotides. The record is from the annotation of a GenBank genome assembly. NCBI's taxonomy places the organism in Eukaryota, Metazoa, Chordata, Amphibia, Anura, Ranidae.